UCCUAAUACGAAAUGGGGCUGAAUCAGUUCGCUCACUGCCUCUGCCAAGAUUAAGCACGAGCCACCGAAUCCACUUGUGCAAGCCGACGGCUCCGUGUCUUCGAAACACUGAGGACGACCUCUUUCCCUUUGCACUGCCCGCGCCAACUUGAAAUCAACCACAACGACCGAUCAGAACUAGCCCAUCAUGGCGCCCCGCCGUCGCCGUGGCGCCGAUAACGAUGCCGGCGACGAUGCCCAUUCGGACACCGAUGCGCCGAAAAACCGCCCGCCGAACACAGCGUUCCGUCAGCAGCGCAUGCGUGCUUGGCAGUGUGUGCUGACACCCAAACUUAUUGUCACCAUCUUCUCCAUUCUGGCCGCCAUCUAUCUCGGAUUUGGUGCUUAUCUGACAUACCUAGCACACACGGUCCGAGACAUUCGAAUAGACUACACAGACUGCACAAAGCUUGCCCGUGAUGAUUCCUUCACGCCGGUGCCUGAGGAGCACAUUACAGCGCAUUUCUCGAAGACAGAUGGCACGUACAAUCCGUACAACGCUGAAUGGAAAAGAGAAAACAGGACGGUUCAGGUCGCAGGCCAACGCCGCAAUCGUACCUACUGUUAUGUCAAAUUCAACAUCCCCGAGGAUCUGAAACCCACCAUCAGCUUCUUCUAUAACCUGGAGAAUUUCUACCAGAACCACCGCCGUUAUGUCAAUUCGUUCAAUGCCAAGCAGCUGUUAGGCGACGCUGUCGACGGCAAGACCAUCAACGCGUCCACCUGCGACCCGAUCGCCUACGAUCCGAGGGGUUCGGGCAAGAUCGUCUACCCAUGCGGCCUUGUCGCCAAUUCCAUGUUCAAUGAUACCUUUUCAACCCCAGUACUCCUUUCAGUGAAGGGCUCGAGUGCCUCGAACCAGACGUACAACUUCACCACUCAGGGGAUCGCCUGGCCUGGCUUGAAGGACCUCUACGGGGAGACCAAGUAUGACCUGAGUCAGAUUGUCGCGCCGCCGAACUGGGAGGAACGGUACCCGAAUGGCAGCUACACCGAAGACAACAAGCCACCGAACUUGAAGGAGGACGAGCAUUUUCAGAACUGGAUGAUGCUUGCCGCGGCGCCCAACUUCUUCAAGCUCUACCAGAAGAACGAGAAUGAGACCAUAGUAGCUGGCCAGUACCAAGUCGAUAUUGAGUCCAACUUUGAUACGACUGUGUACAACGGCCGGAAGGCUUUCGUACUCACCACCAUUUCCGCCAUGGGGUCCCGCAACAUUUGGCCAGGGAUCAUCUUCCUGAUUGUUGGCGGCAUCUGCCUGAUCCUGGACGUCUACUUCAUUCUCUCAUUCUUCUUGUGGAAGCCCCGCAAGCUGGGCGACCCGUCGUACUUGUCGUGGAAUCAGCCAUCCGCGCCUCAGGCACAUGCGUCGGCGUCAUGAGCGUGGAAUACCCGCCCUGUGGAUGGCGAAGUUAUGAGACGCUUUUCACUAGAGUUCUUAGGUUUUGGGAUUGUACGGCGCAGGCGGGCGGGGGCAUACAGUGUUCUAUUUGUCGCUUUUCUUGUCGGUAAUGUCUUGCUG
This is a messenger RNA of Chaetomium strumarium, 1561 nucleotides long. Its product is annotated as ligand-effect modulator 3 family. The transcript has 2 exons. The coding region runs from base 188 to 1420 and encodes 410 amino acids. Lineage: Eukaryota; Fungi; Ascomycota; Sordariomycetes; Sordariales; Chaetomiaceae. Gene Ontology annotation, cellular component: plasma membrane; endoplasmic reticulum; Golgi apparatus. The record is from RefSeq and is a predicted model, not a curated record.